This is a messenger RNA of Pipra filicauda (Wire-tailed manakin), 4662 nucleotides long. It is a transcript of the gene SLC7A4, whose product is annotated as solute carrier family 7 member 4. The record is from RefSeq and is a predicted model, not a curated record. Gene Ontology annotation, molecular function: amino acid transmembrane transporter activity. The transcript is spliced from 4 exons. The coding region runs from base 1228 to 3189 and encodes 653 amino acids. Gene Ontology annotation, biological process: amino acid transport; transmembrane transport. NCBI's taxonomy places the organism in Eukaryota, Metazoa, Chordata, Aves, Passeriformes, Pipridae. Gene Ontology annotation, cellular component: plasma membrane.
CGUGGGAGCACGGCCGGGAUCGGGAGCGGGGCUCGGCGCCGCCCGGGACCGGCAUCGCGGCGGGGCUGAGCAGGGGCGAAACUAUCGCCUCUCCCCGCCCAGGAUGAAUCCGGAACCCCCCGCACACCCUCCUUCUCGGGCCAGGGGUCCCCCACCCGUGAUCACCCCCCAACUCGAGGAUUCCCACCCGUGAUCACCCCCCAACCCGAGGAUUCCCACCCACGGCCACACCCCGAGCCCCGGGGAUGCUCCGUUGCCCAGUGGGUGUGCUGCGCCUGUUGGGGGUGUUGGGGUUGGGGAUCCCGGUACUGCCAACCCCUCCAGUCGCGGGGACCCAGGUGUGCAGGGCUGGGGAGUCAGCCAGCAUGGAUUGUGCCUGUUGUCUUCAUGGGCCAGUGCCAUUCCGUCAUCUCCCAUUGGCCUUUCCAGGACCUUUUGGCCUCUGGGACAGCCCCUAUGGAGCGGGGCUGCACCAGCCCUCCAAGCAGGACCUGUGGCUUGGGGAUGGAGUGGGACACAUCUCCUGGCAUGCAGGAGAGGGCGGCUGGGAGGGGAGAGCAUCCCCAAAGUCACCGACUGGCCUGUGGAGCAGUCAGGAAGCAGCACCUUAAGGUCCCCAGAGCUGCGUCCUCCAACUGUCAUGGUGGCAAGCUGCCAGCCUGGCUGAUCCCUGAUGCUGCUGUUUCCUGGUCUGUCAGGGGACUCACACGUCCUCGCUGAAGCUGCUCUGGACUUCCUGUUGCAGCCCCUGCAGCCUGUCUGGGCUUUCCCUGGGGCGUCAGUGGGAUCCUGGGAGGAGGGAGAUUCUGCAUGCCCCCUUGGUGGGUUCCCAGCACACCAGGGAGAAGAUCAGGUAGAUAUUGGAUAAGGUGGAGGAGAAGCAGCAAGGAAACCUUCAUCGGGGCCAGAGUAGACUGGUUUGGGCUUUAACUGGGAGAUGCUGCCCUGGGAGUGGUGUGAUUUCUUUCCCACCUUGCACACAGGCACAGGUCCCUGUCCUGUGCCACCACCCUGGAGGAAGAUGUGCUCCAUGCUGAGGCCCACACUGGCUGAGGUGUGAGGGACACCUGGAAUGUGCCCAGUGGCUCUUCUACCCUGUCCCCAGAACCUGAUACCUCCCUGCCAAGGGGAUGCUCACCCCUUCCUGCCCCUCUGCCAGGUCUCCAGGCAGGGUCUCGCUGCUGAGGACCUCUCACUCUGCCGAAGGCAGGGCCCACUGCCUCCACGAUGGCGAGAUGGCUGCCCCGCUCCACCGACCUGACCCGCUUCUGCCAGAAACUCAACCGAGUGAAGACCCUGGAGGAUGACAUGAUGGAGACAUCCUUCAACAGAUGCCUUUCCACCAUCGACUUGACGCUGCUGGGCAUUGGGGGCAUGGUGGGCUCCGGGCUGUAUGUCCUCACAGGCACUGUGGCCAAGGAGAUCGCUGGCCCCGCUGUCAUUGUCUCUUUCAUCAUCGCCGGCUUUGCCUCACUCCUGGCUGCUCUCUGCUACGCUGAGUUUGGAGCCCGUGUGCCCAAGACAGGCUCUGCCUACAUGUUCACCUACGUGUCCGUGGGUGAGAUCUGGGCCUUCCUCAUCGGCUGGAAUGUGCUGCUGGAGUAUAUGAUCGGGGGGGCCGCGGUGGCCAGGGCCUGGAGUGGCUAUCUGGACUCGAUCUUCAACCACAAGAUCAAGAACUUCACCGAGACCCAUGUGGGUGCCUGGGAGGUGCCAUUCCUGGCCCACUACCCAGACUUCCUGGCAGCCGCCAUCCUGCUGGUAGCCACUGCCUUCAUCUCCUUUGGGGCCAAAGUAUCCUCCUGGCUCAACCAUGUCUUCUCGGCUAUCAGCAUGGGCGUCAUCCUCUUCAUCCUCAUCAUGGGCUUUGUCCUUGCACAGCCCAAGAACUGGAGCACCCAGGAGGGCGGCUUCGCCCCAUAUGGGCUGUCAGGUAUCAUGGCUGGCACAGCCACCUGCUUCUAUGCCUUUGUGGGCUUCGACGUCAUCGCAGCCUCCAGCGAAGAGGCCAGGAACCCACAGAGGGCUGUCCCCAGGGCCAUCGCUUUCUCCUUGGGACUGGCCACCGGCGCCUACAUCCUGGUGUCAGUUGUGCUGACACUGAUGGUGCCCUGGCACUCGCUGGACCCUGACUCUGCCCUGGCUGAUGCAUUCUACAGGAGGGGCUAUGCCUGGGCAGGGUUUCUGGUGGCCGCUGGCUCCAUCUGUGCAAUGAACACGGUUCUGUUGAGCAACCUCUUCUCCCUGCCACGCAUCGUCUAUGCCAUGGCUGAGGACGGGCUCUUCUUUCAGAUCUUCUCCCGAGUGCACCCCCGCACACAGGUGCCCGUUGUUGGCAUUGUGGUCUUCGGGCUGCUCAUGGCUCUUCUGGCCCUUGUCUUCGACCUGGAGGCCCUGGUGCAGUUCCUGUCCAUUGGCACGCUGCUGGCCUACACCUUUGUGGCUGCAAGCAUCAUCGUCCUGCGCUUCCAGCAGCAGAAGGUGGAUGUCCCUGCACCGGCAGCUGGUGGCCGGCCCAACCCCGAGCCCCACGAGGGUCCAUCCAGUGGUGAGCUGAAGGAGUACGAGUCCUUCUCCGACAAGCUGCAGCUGGUGGACAGGGACAAGAACAAACAGCAGCGGGAGCCAGGGCAGCUGAAGGCAGCGUUUGAGCCCUACCUGGAGUUCCUCAGCGACUUCUACCCAGGUGAGGUGGUCACAGUGGCCGUGGUGACCCUGAUGGUGUCUGCCAUCUGCCUCUGCUCCAUCUUGGUCUUUGGCCACACCCACCUCCACCUGCCCACCUGGAGCUACUCCCUGCUGCUGGUCCUCUUCAGCCUGGGCUUCCUGCUCAGCCUCCUCCUCAUCUGGGCACACGAGCAGCAGCACAGCACCCAGACCUUCCAGAUCCCCCUGGUGCCCCUCUCCCCGGCACUGAGCAUCAUUCUCAACAUCUACCUGAUGCUGAAGCUCAGCUACAUGACGUGGCUCCGCUUUGCAGUCUGGCUGCUCUUAGGCCUGCUCGUCUACUUCAGCUACGGCAUGUGGCACAGCAAGGAGAACCUGCGGGAGCUGCGGCCCCAGCGCCUCAGCGCCCGCUACGUGGUGUUCCCCAGCGGCAGCCUGGAGGAGAGGGUGCAGCCGGUCCAGCCCAGCUCCCAGCCCACUGCUGGUCUCCCGGACACCGACACCGAUGACUGCAAGAGAUGACACCCCAGGGGAUGGGGGGACCUGGUGAUGGGAGCAUCGGAACCCCCUCCCACAGUGAGGCCAGAGACCAAACCCCCUCCUCCUGGUCCCUAUGACAGCAGAGCCACCAGGGCUGCCCUGGGCGUGGGGCUCCAUCCGGAGAGGAUGAGGAUGCUCACCCUUACCACACGCUCCCCACAGAACGUGGAGGGGACAGCUCCCUCCCCCCCCCAUCCCCUGCACUCAGGAACUGGGUCUCAGCCCAGUGCCUGCCCUACUCACGAGGAGGCGUGUCCUUGCCACCUCUCCCCGAGUGCACCCUGGCACUGUGCAGCACACCUCCUGUCCACUGGCACAUCUAUGCAGCCAGGGAUGCAGAGGUUCCCUGGGGAGUGGGACAGGAAGCCCAGCGCUGCCUAUCCUGGCUCUCAUCCUGUCUGCAGCUCCGACUGCAGCCCCCUUUCCUCCUGCGGAGCCCUUCUGCCUCCCUCAGAGUCCCUUCAGAAGGAGGCAGGGGCCUCCCCACAAGCAUCCCUACCAUCCCUGCCAUCCUCGCCAUCCCCAUCCCCAGGGCUGCUCUCCUCAAAGGUUGGGACUGAGGGGGCGGUGGUGGAGGAGGUAGAGAAGGGACAUGGCCAGAGUGGGUGGCCCAGAAAAGCCAGUGGAGGCUGGCACGCAGCAACUCAACUGCAUCUUCCCAGCUGCUGGAAUUGCCCGUUUCGGGGGGAGCUGGGGGCCACGCCCGCUGGAACGUAAUGCCAUAGCCAGGCUCCUGCUCCAGCCCUGAACGGGCUGUGGGUGCUCAGGAUCCCAGAUGUGUUGCCUUGUCAAUGGAGGUCCCCAGCAGCAUCCCUGAUCUGCCUGGAGCUGGCUCCCUGCUUUUGCUGUGCCCUAGCAGCACCACCUGCCCCACCACGAGGGGCUCAGCCCCCCAUGAUGCCCCUCCCAGGCUCUCUGGGGCUUGGGACGAGCUCAGCAGGUGCUUUUCAGUGUUGCUCCCUCCCCAGUGAUCAUCCCCAUGUUCUGGGGUCACUCCAGCUACAAGGGUGUCAUGGAGGGUCCCCAGCAACACUGUUGCAGCCAGUCCUGGCUAAUUUGCCCAUGGCUGGGCUAAAGUAGAAGGGAGGGGGGUUUCAGCAUGUUUUGGAAGUCAGUGGAGCUGACCUGCCAGGCCUUGCAUCAUGGACACCUUGCUCCAUUUUCAUCCUCUGCAUCCUGUGAGGAGCCAGGGACUGUGGGCAGGCUGGUCCAUUGCUUCUCACUGACCAGUCCCUGGAGGGGCCUAGAGAGGCUGUGGGGAUUCUCAGUAGGAUAUGCUGGCCCCUGGUGAACCCCUCUGUCUGCCGGCGCUGCUCCAUGUCCCGCCUCACCCUUGCGCUGCUGCCACCGGAGCAGCACGGCCCCACUGUGCUGUGGCCCUGUUUGGCACCUCUGUUUCGUGGCUUGUGAGCACUGGCUGACUCGGUCACCCUCAUAAACACUGGUUCUGCGAUG